Messenger RNA from Scatophagus argus, 1202 nucleotides. It is a transcript of the gene ch25h, whose product is annotated as cholesterol 25-hydroxylase. The transcript has 2 exons. Lineage: Eukaryota; Metazoa; Chordata; Actinopteri; Scatophagidae. Gene Ontology annotation, molecular function: C-4 methylsterol oxidase activity; steroid hydroxylase activity; iron ion binding. Gene Ontology annotation, biological process: sterol biosynthetic process; cholesterol metabolic process. Bases 44 to 796 code for a protein of 250 amino acids. The record is from RefSeq and is a predicted model, not a curated record.
CUCUGGUGCUCACUUUGGACUCAGACUCAGAUCUGACAGUAGGAUGUUGCUGCAGCCUCUCUGGAACUUUGUCCUGGGACACUCCUCCCUCCUGCGCUCACCUUUCUUCCCUGUGUUCUUCUCCAUGUCCAUCUACCUGUCCUUCUGCCUGCCCUUCCUGCUGAUGGACGUGCUGUCCUCCAGGUCGGCUCUGGUGCGCAGGUACAAGCUGCAGCCUCACAGCUCCAUGAGCUGGGCCUCGGCAUGGAGCUGCCUGGCUCUGACGCUCUACAAUCACAUGGUCUUCAUCUUCCCACUGACGGUGGUGCACUGGUACCUGAGGCCUGUCCACCUGCCCAAUGAGGCCCCGCCUCUUCCUCGCCUGCUGGCUCAAGUGCUGGUCUGCCUGCUGCUCUUUGACUUCCAGAGCUUCACCUGGCACCUGCUGCACCACAAAGUUCCCUGGCUCUACCGAAGCUUCCACAAGGUGCACCACACCUACACCUCCACCUCUGCCCUCACCACAGAGUACUCCGGGGCCUGGGAGACCCUCAGUCUGGGCUUCUUUGCAGCCGUCAACCCCUUGCUUCUGGGCUGCCACCCGCUCACUGAGCUCAGCUUCUUCCUGGUGAACAUCUGGCUGUCAGUGGAGGACCACUGUGGCUACGACCUGCCCUGUGCCACCCACCGCCUGGUGCCACUGGGACUGUAUGGAGGGGCCCGGCACCACGACAUCCACCACCUCAAGUCCAAUUGUAACUUCGCCCCUUACUUCACGCACUGGGACCGGCUGGCUGGGACUCUGUUCACACACUAAGACUGAAGUCCCGAUGGAGCUGCUGAUGGACUGAUGGAGACGUUUCUGACCUGAACAGUUUGUUUGAACGAAGGUUAUCUUUUACAUUAAAAGACUGAAGUGUCACACACUGUAAGUAGGGCUGUUCAUUUAUCCAUGUAUUUAUUUAUUUAUUUAUUUUUUUAUCAAAGUAUUGAACUGGCACUGAAGUGUUGACCAGAAGGUUUUUCUGAAAUACUGAAAAGUUUACCUCGAUGAGAAAGGUGCACCGAAGGAAAUGACUACUGAACCGUGAUGAAGGAGACGAUGUUUCUGCUGGAGUGAAACAUAUUCAGAAGGUUUUGGAGGAAGAUGAUGCAUGAAUGAAAUGUAAAAAAACAGUAUUAUUUUUUAUUCACUGGCAAUAAACUUUGUGAACCAAACUGAA